GUGUUUGCCAUAAAGAAUAAUUGUUAUUCAUAAAACUCGAAUCAACUGAUAUAAGGUUACGAGAAAGUUAAAAACACAGAAUGUCUGAAUAUUCAUAUGCACAGGAAGCCAUGUACGUAAUUCUGUGUCGUUAUAUAGGGACACCGACAGAGUUGACUAUAAGACGGGAGGUAAGGGACAUGGAAGAAAUUAUUAAAAAUUUGUUGGAAGCCUAUUUUGGUAAAAGAAUGAUGAUUAGUGGAAGUGUCAAGGAAGGAUUUAGGUUUAACUCUUCUGACAGGGAUUUAAUGUUCUGGUUAUCAAAUCACAAAGUGAUAACUGAUUUAUCACAGUUUUGUGUUUAUGAUCCGUCAAAACAUACUUUAAUUCUCAUUGAGGACACUGAUACACCACCGGGGUUUGUCAGACUACAGCUUCUGACGCCACCACGAGAUGGAUUCAUUGCAUCGUCAGUUGUUCCGUUACAUAACAGAUCGUACAUAUCGAGUUCAAAGUGGAGACAAACACUGUUAACAAGCGUGAGAAGAAAUAAAGCAUGGAACCAGACAGAAAUCCACGGUCCUUGUGCGAACUGUAUAUUCAAUAGUUACGAAAACGAUCUUGCUCUUUGUUUACAUAGCUCCAGUUGGUCAAGGUUAACAUGUUAUUGGAGAGAUCGAUGUACUUUGCAUAAUUGGCCUCCAAACCACGUGUUUGAUGAAAUAUUAAGAAAUGGUUGUCAUUUUGUGCCCGUCGGAAGUAAAUUGACAGCAAAUGAAAAUGAACUGGAAUGGAGAUUGUCAUUUUCUCAGGCAGAACAAAAACUAGUGUACUCCAUGAGUCACACACAAUUUCUGUGUUAUGGCCUUUUAAAAAUAUUUCUGAAGGAAGUUAUCAAUAGUGACACAGAAGAACCAUUCCUGUGUUCAUAUUUCAUGAAGACCACGAUGUUCUGGUUGAUACAAAUAGGAAAUAUUACAUGGUGCCCAAAUAACUUACUGGAUUGUUUCUGGAAAUGUUUCAAAUUUUUGUUAUAUAGCGUCCAUAGAGGUGUAUUAUCAAAUUUUUUCAUUCCACAGAACAACAUAUUUGCCAGCAAAUUAGCCACAGAAAGAGGCGCACUGACACGCAUGCAUCUGUUAGAACAACUAAACGGUUAUUAUAAAAUGGGUUUGAGUUGUUUGCUUCAAAGUCCGACGAUAAAACCAUUUAUAGAAUUUAGUGAAUUAAUUCAUGUAUGCAAUAAUCCAUUCAGAUCAGAGACAUUCAGUGGACGUAUCAUGAUUUUUGGUGACCUAGAAAGCUGUCUUGUUGAGGAAAUAUAUCAGGUAGAGAUUUUUCAAAAAGACACAAAAACAUGCUAUCUAAAUCUUAAGUCCAUAUUCCUGUUAUUGCAUGAAUCCAUAACAGAAAAUCAGAAAUUGUUAUUACAGAAAUGCACUGCAGAUAUUUUAGUUCAAACAGCGUUUAUGUUGCUAAAAUAUUCAACGGACUGUACAAAUAAAAGAGCCUACAAAUCCCACAGACUGAUAAGUAACUUGUUGAAGCUGGCAGGUAGAGUGGGUGAUGUGUCUUAUUUGUUGUAUCUCGCUCUGUAUUAUUACAGGAUUUGUAGAUAUGAAGAAGUGGUUAGAAUAAAAGAUCUAGUAAAAUCAAAACUCUUAAAGCCCUAUCUCAGGUAUAAUAGAGUAGACCUAGAAAUAUAUAAUGAUUAUGUAGAGGGGUUGUCUUUGUCUAAACGUAUGAAAAAGGCUUGGGCAAGCAGUGUGGAAAUGCUAUGUGUGUUAAGUUACUACAGACUAGGUAACAUGUCCCAUUGUCUACAGUCACUGACAGACCUACAGACACUGCUGCUCAAUGACGACGGAAGAUAUGUACCUUUAUGUGACAGAGACACUUCGUGGCAGAUACUGGGGAUCUGUCAGCAUGUUGUGGGGGACCUACACGGGGCGUUACAAUCUUAUCAAAUGUCACUGAAGCAAGAACCUUUCCACAAAUUACAGAAUGCCUCAAUAUAUAGAAUAGCCUUCAUUCUUAAUCGAUUCAAUGAACGAAAUUAGCUGCAACUCUCUAAAUAAAUAGGUGAAACAGAAUCCAACAAAAUAUUUCAUUAUAUAUAUUUAAAUGAAUUACAAAGAUGACACUUCAACACAUAAUUUAUAAUCUUUUAUUAAUAGGAAAGAGAAGGAAAUGAAAAUAUAUAAAUGUGAGAUAAAUUUAUUA
Magallana angulata is the source of this 2202-nucleotide messenger RNA. RefSeq lists its product as uncharacterized. The transcript has 2 exons. The record is from RefSeq and is a predicted model, not a curated record. NCBI's taxonomy places the organism in Eukaryota, Metazoa, Mollusca, Bivalvia, Ostreida, Ostreidae. The coding region runs from base 81 to 2039 and encodes 652 amino acids.